This is a messenger RNA of Staurois parvus, 306 nucleotides long. The record is from the annotation of a GenBank genome assembly. NCBI's taxonomy places the organism in Eukaryota, Metazoa, Chordata, Amphibia, Anura, Ranidae.
AUGUGCACAGCAGGUGUGCAGACCCAGGAACUCAUCACAGGGAUGGUGGGAACCCUUCAUAAUGUGCACAGCAGGCGUGCAGACCCAGGAUCUCAGCACAGGGAUGGUGGGAACCCCUCAUAAUGGGCACAGCAGGUGUAAAGACCCAGAAACUCAGUGCAUAGAUGGUGGGAACCCCUCAUAAUGGACACAGUAGGUGUAAGGACCAAGGAACUCAAUGCAUGGAUGGUGGGAACCCAUCAUAAUGGGCACAGUAGGUGUAAAGACCCAGUAACUCAGUGCAUGAAUGGUAGGAAACCCUCAUAA